Pieris napi is the source of this 1272-nucleotide messenger RNA. RefSeq names its product thialysine N-epsilon-acetyltransferase-like. Lineage: Eukaryota; Metazoa; Arthropoda; Insecta; Lepidoptera; Pieridae. Gene Ontology annotation, molecular function: N-acetyltransferase activity. The transcript has 4 exons. The record is from RefSeq and is a predicted model, not a curated record. The coding region runs from base 173 to 691 and encodes 172 amino acids.
CAAUUAAUGCGCUGUGCACGCCCAUACUAGAACGUUCUAAUUUAAAAAUAUAAAGUUGUUCUAUAUUUUAUGAGAUGCCGAAUAUUAUGUGUUUCUGAUAACAUUUAAGAUUAUAAAGCUUCGUAGUUAUUAUUUAGUGGCGAAAACGUGAAGUGUUUUUGUGCGAGUUGUUAUGGAAGGCGGUACGAAAAUACGUCAUGCGACGAAAGAAGAUAUGGAUUCUGUGGCUGAUAUGAUUCAAGAGCUUGCUGAUUUCGAGAAAGUGGAAAAAGGACCAAAUAUAUCGGGAAUAGAUCUCCGUCGUGAUGGCUUCGAAACUGAGCCACCUUUAUUCCGCUGUCUUGUGGCUGAACAAAUAAAUGAUCGUAACAAGGAGUUGGUGGGAUACGCUCUGUACUUUUCGUCGUACUCGACUUGGCAGGGUCGUGCCUUGAUGCUACGGGACAUCUUCAUAAAAGAGCGAUGUAGGAAACAGGGCGUCGGCAAGAAACUCUUCAACGCAGUCGCUAAGGUAGCGUCUUCAUCUGGUUGCUCCCGUCUGGAGUUCCACGUGUUAGGUUGGAACGAUGCUCGGUCGUUUUACGAGUCACGUGGUGCAAGGGACCUGACUGCAGCCGAGACCUGGCGCUACUACCGCCUUGAUGAUGACGCCCUACAUGCAGCUGCUAGGGAAGCUGACAUAAUAUAUUGAAUCCACUACACCAUACAUUACGUAACAAGAUAAAAGAAACAACGUAUCAAGACUAGUUUAGUUUUUUGAACAUGAAUGUCUUCUGUCACAGCACACUCGCUCGUAGUACAGUUUUCCUACACACGGUGUACGGAAAACUGUCAAUAUAAACGCGUAUAUUUAAAUAAAACUCUUUGUUUUAUAGCUGGGUAGCAACUGACUAAUGGUUUAAAAUAUGAGCUUAUAACUAACACAAUAUUAGGAGUAGAGGGGUUGCGACGCUAACAAAAACGAACUUUGCUUAUCUAAGAGUUCAUAAAUCUAAAUGAAACUCAUAUUAUUGGACAUUAUCCGAAACGAGAAUCUUAAGAUACAAUUUAUAAGUGCGGUAAAAACUGUUUCUACUUGUUUACGCUUCUUAUUAGUAACUAAAAUAUUUUAUUAUUUAACUAAAGUUGUGUUAUAACUCGCGGCAGAUUUUUUUUUGUGAUCUAUUAAUAUUUAUUGACUGUGUUUGUGUGCGUGUUGAUAUGUCUGAGCACUCAGAGUAAGAUGUUGGAUCACUGUUUUUACAAAAUAAACCUACGUGAAGUAUUUUUGUU